CUCAUUUCUGUCCUUACAUCUUAAAUCGUGAUAUUGUUGUACAUUGUCAAAAUCAAUCAAGACGAUCGAACAUAUUCACUGCCUGAACCGAUUCUGAUGAAGAUGAUCUCCUUAUGCAACAAGAUUAAAUUUUUAUGCAAUUUUUCUUUAAAAAAUAACGUAUGCAGUUAGGUCUCAUGGAAUCGUCACGAUAAAACUAAACAGAUGACGCAAAUCUUGGAACAUUUACAUUUGGACUAUCGGUUGACCGCAAAUACUCAUUUAGACUCAGUCUUAAGUAGUUAGCAAUAUAAAGUGAGCAGUGAUAAGCACUUAGAUUGCUUCAGCAAUUAUGUUGCAAAGUUGUUCCUUUUAAAGGUUUAACUUGAUGUCUUGGAUCACUUUCAAGAUGUGGGUUCCUUUGAAACUAUUUGUAGCCAUUUGGUUACUUGCUCAGGGAGCAUGUGAUGCUUGGGGAUAUGAAGAUAAUGAGAUAAGCUCCUGCUCUCUUUCCAAUGAUCUCAUUAAGGAGAUAGAAGAUUAUGCUCCUAUUGUUCAUAAUAUUAUCAAUAUGACAGUAAAUGGUACAUAUAAAAGAUCAACAUGGCAAGAACUGUCAACAUUUGUUGAUAAAUUUGGAGCAAGACCAUCGGGCUCACAGGUUCUUGAAGACUCAAUUCAAUAUAUGUUGAAUCGUUCCUUGAAUGUUAACUUAGAAAAUGUUCAUGGGGAAAAUGCUACAGUGCCUCACUGGGUUAGAGGAUCAGAAUCAGCGACUUUACUUGAACCAAGGAAGAAGGAUAUCGCACUGUUAGGUUUGGGAUAUAGUGUUGGAACAGAUGCAGAUGGCAUUACAGCUGAUGUGAUUGUUGUACAAAGCUUUGCAGAGUUGAAAACCAGAGCAAAAGAAGUUUCAGGUAAAAUUGUGGUGUACAAUCAAAAAUUUGUUUCUUAUGGAGAAACCGUAAAAUAUAGAUCAAAAGGAGCAACAGAAGCUGCAAAGCAUGGAGCUGUCGCUGCUUUAAUCAGAUCAGUAACUCCAUUCUCUUUAUAUACACCACAUACAGGAAUGAUGUCGUAUGGUGAAAAUAUCACAAAAAUUCCAGCAGCAUGUAUCACCGUAGAAGAUGCAACUCUCCUCAACAGAAUGGCAGACAGAGGAGAACGAAUCAGGCUAAAUUUAAAGAUGGAAGCACAAAGCUAUCCGGACAAGAUAUCGCGAAAUGUAAUUGCAGAAAUAGUCGGUGUCGAAAAACCAAAUAAAACUGUAGUGAUAUCCGGACACAUUGACAGUUGGGACGUAGGUCAAGGUGCCAUGGACGACGGUGGCGGUGCAUUCAUCUCCUGGAACUCUUUAGCUAUCUUAAAAUCAUUAAAUCUAAGACCCAAACGAACGAUUAGAGCAAUUUUAUGGACUGCCGAGGAAAUGGGUAUAGUUGGAGCACGCCAAUACAUCCAAGAGCAUCGCGCGGAACAAUCAAAUUUACAAUUCGUGAUGGAAUCUGAUAUGGGAACUUUUGAACCCGUAGGACUGGAUGUAACGGCGCCAGUAGAGGUCAUGUGUAUAUUGAAAAAAGUCAUGAGCCUCUUGACACCUCUUGGUGAUAUGAAGCUUCGCAGUCCUGCAGAAGGUCCUGAUAUUGAAGAUUGGAUAAAUGCAGGAGUACCAGGGGCAUCGCUUUGGAACAAAAAUAGCAAAUACUUUUGGUACCAUCAUACAAACGCUGACACCAUGCUAGUCGAAAAUCCUGACGCUCUGGAUAUGAACACUGCAUUGUUCGCAGCAGUCUCUUAUGUAGUGGCUGAUUUGAGUUAUGAUUUUCCCCACUUAAAAUAACAAGUAAGCAGAGCGGUUUUUUCACCACCACUGCCACUAAUGGAACAAUCUGGCGAGCUACCGUCAAAGGCCAUGUAAUUAGUAGCAGUACUACUUGUCGAAGGCAUGUCAUUCAAAUCCGGAGAUGCCAACGGAGGAUCCU
Messenger RNA from Cephus cinctus (wheat stem sawfly), 1958 nucleotides. RefSeq names its product carboxypeptidase Q. The record is from RefSeq and is a predicted model, not a curated record. The transcript is spliced from 7 exons. NCBI's taxonomy places the organism in Eukaryota, Metazoa, Arthropoda, Insecta, Hymenoptera, Cephidae. Bases 368 to 1816 code for a protein of 482 amino acids. Gene Ontology annotation, molecular function: metallodipeptidase activity. Gene Ontology annotation, biological process: proteolysis; peptide catabolic process.